GUCACAUUCAUGGAGCCACCGAGUCGGGAAAUGGAGACGACCUUGUUUGAAAAGGCCAUGUUAGGGAAAUGGGAUGAGGUCGUCAAUAUAUGUACGGAAAAUCCAAUGGCUCUAGUCUCCAGCAUCACCAGGUUACAGGACACAGCAUUACACCUAGCUGUCUCCGACGGCCAAGAACAGACGGUCCGGAAACUGACAGAGAUCAUUUCGGAGCAACCAAAUCCAGAAAUGGUUCUUGGAGUUGCAAACAAGAGAGGGAACACUCCUCUCCAUUUUGCUGCAUUGAUGGGGAAUGUGGCCAUGUGUAAGCGCAUAGCAGUGGUUGAUUCUUCAUUGAUUGCUCUUCGAAAUCAUGAGGGAGAGACUCCUCUUUUCAUGGCUGUUCUCUUUGGUAAAAAAGAAGCUUUCCAAUGUCUUGCCCAGAUGCUUACGUUGGAUGAGGUCUAUAGUUGCUCCAGGAGGAAGAAUGGUGACACAAUCCUUCACAGCGCCAUUUCAGGAGACCAUUUUGAUUUGGCAUUGCACAUAAUUAAACUGUUUGGAGAAGGACUGGUAAACGCCGUCAAUGAGGAAGGAAUCGCUCCUCUCCAUCUACUAGCCGAAAAGCCUUCAGCUUUCCCAAGCGGGAGCCGCCUUGGAUUUUUCAACAGAAUCAUUUAUCAUUGCAUAUAUGUUAUUAAUGAUGACCACAAGGACGUGGUACCACACGAUUAUUAUGAUCCCCAGCUCCCUAUGCUACCGGUAGAUCAAGGACGUCCCAAAUAUGAAAGGAAUCGGCCAAAUUAUCCCGACAACUACAGAACAUGCGUCAACUUCUUUCGAUUGUUUUGGAAUUUCAUUACAUUUGUUCUAGUCGCCAUCGGAAGGAAGGUUGGAGUACACGCGGAUGAAGAGAACCAAAGACAGGGAGGAAAUCCAGAAAUAUUCAAAGCCACCAAUGAAGCAGCUUGGAGGUUUCAAAUUUUUAGGGCUAAUUAUAAUGGCCUUUUCUACAAAUUUUUCAAGCUUGCAAACAGGAUGAUGCUGAUCUUUCUUGGUCUAGGACUUCCCACGAUAAGAAAGAUAUAUGAAGAGAAACAGCAGCACACAUUAUCGAUUCAGAUCAUGAACGAACUUCUAAAGGGUGUUAACAUGUACGAAUAUUAUCACGCUGGCACGAAGCCCUCGCAACCUUUGGAUACACUAGCCGGAGAAGAUCAAGACGAAUCAAAUCCAUAUUCAAGUGUCUUGAGCGGUAUUAAUGGUGAUUCUUUUGAAGCUGAGAACAGAGAGGAUGUGGAAGGAAGCAGUGAAAUGGGAAGAAAUCUUGAAGGUAGCGACGGCCAGCAAAACAGUCGUACCGGAGUGGGGAAAAAAGCUUCGCUUGAGGAUCAUGGGAAGGAAAUGAAUGCGGAAACGGAAAAGGAGACUGCUCUCUUAAUUGCUGCUAGAAAUGGCAUUGCCGAAAUGGUCGAGAAAAUUCUAGAAUUGCUUCCCGUUGCCAUACAUGACGUGAACGCAGAGAACAAAAAUGUAGUGUUGGUGGCGGUGGAGAACAGACAACCGCAUAUAUAUCGACUCUUGUUACGAAGAAAUAUCCUGAUCAGAGAUAGUGUGUUCCGGGUAGUGGAUAACGACGGGAAUAGUGCCUUUCAUCUCGCGGCCAAACUUGGAGCCUAUAAGCCUUGGCUAAUUCCCGGCGAAGCCUUGCAAAUGCAAUGGGAAAUGAAGUGGUAUGAGUUUGUUACGGACUCAAUUCCCUCCAACUUUGUGCCCCGCUACAACAAGAAGGGCAAGACCCCGGAGGAGGUGUUCAUCAAAACUCACAAGCGCCUCGUCAAGAAAGGUGCGGAGUGGCUAACUAGCACCUCCCAGUCCUACUCCGUCGUCGCAGCACUCAUAGCCACUGUGGCCUUCGCCACCUCCACCACAGUUCCCGGAGGUGUACAGGAGGGGACAGGCACUCCAACGUUGGAAAACAAACCUGCAUUCCACCUUUUUGCAAUCUCAUCACUUGUUACGCUCUGCUUCUCGGUCACCGCCUUGGUCAUGUUCCUCUCCAUCUUAACAUCACGGCACCAAGAGAGAGAUUUUGGGAAGGACCUGCCGAGGAAGCUCUUGAUAGGUCUGACAUCGUUGUUCAUUUCGAUAGCUUCGGUGCUGAUUUCAUUCUGCUCGGGACAUUUCUUUGUGGUACAAAAUGAACUAAGAUAUGUGGCAUUUGCAGUGUAUGCAGCAACGUGCCUACCAGUAACUUUUUUUGCUGCAGUGCAGUUUCCGCUAUAUUUUGAUCUUAUACAUGCUACCGUUACGAAGGUGCCCCGACGAAGCUACAAGCCAACUCUCUAAUGUCCCUUUUUUUUCCAUUUUUUCCCCUUAUCUUCUCUCUUUUUUCCAUUUCAUCAAAUAAAAAGUUCUAUUUGUCAUGUUCC
This is a messenger RNA of Juglans regia (Persian walnut), 2411 nucleotides long. RefSeq lists its product as uncharacterized. Bases 10 to 2328 code for a protein of 772 amino acids. Lineage: Eukaryota; Viridiplantae; Streptophyta; Magnoliopsida; Fagales; Juglandaceae. The record is from RefSeq and is a predicted model, not a curated record. The transcript has 9 exons. Gene Ontology annotation, molecular function: protein binding.